Messenger RNA from Amaranthus tricolor (Joseph's coat), 393 nucleotides. RefSeq lists its product as uncharacterized. Lineage: Eukaryota; Viridiplantae; Streptophyta; Magnoliopsida; Caryophyllales; Amaranthaceae. Bases 1 to 393 code for a protein of 130 amino acids. The record is from RefSeq and is a predicted model, not a curated record. The transcript has a single exon.
AUGUGGCAAGCUAUUCUUAAUCGACUUCCUACUAUUGAUAGAUUGCGAAAGUGGGAGAUGUCUUGGGAUCCUAUGUGUAGGCUUUGUAAUGAUGCUCCUAAGAUGAGAGAUCAUUUGUUUGGGGACAGUGCGUAUAUUCGGAAGGUGAAAGCCUUUGUUUGUAGAGAUUUUUCUUGGCUGUCCUCUUUUGACCAAGAUGUUCGUCUUAUGAAUCAGUUGAGUAAGAAGAAACGCAAUACCAAGGCUCUUGCUAUUACUAUGUCCUGGGCAGAGAUCAUCUACUAUGUAUGGUUCCAAAGGAAUGUCAAAAUCUUUGGAGGAAAGAGUAUGGAUGAGCAACAACUUGGGCGGAUGGUGAUUUUCAAUGUUAUAGCUCGGCUUUCUGAUAAAUAG